This is a messenger RNA of Aphanomyces astaci, 2484 nucleotides long. RefSeq lists its product as hypothetical. The record is from RefSeq and is a predicted model, not a curated record. The transcript is spliced from 2 exons. Bases 1 to 2484 code for a protein of 827 amino acids. Gene Ontology annotation, biological process: transmembrane transport. Gene Ontology annotation, cellular component: membrane. NCBI's taxonomy places the organism in Eukaryota, Oomycota, Saprolegniomycetes, Saprolegniales, Verrucalvaceae. Gene Ontology annotation, molecular function: ATP binding; ATP hydrolysis activity; ABC-type transporter activity.
AUGGCGAAGUCCCCCAAUGCAGCGCUCUUCUUCCCGAUGUCGUCGUCACCACGCCAGCAACUGACACCAUCAGGGUCAUCGUUGUCGCCGCUACGUCAUCUAGAUGCCGAGCACGUUCGCCGAUUCCUCGAUACGUGGCUUUGGCAUUACACGAUCCUCGGCACCCUCGUCGUCGACUUGGUUGUGCAAAGUGUCGUUUUGCUCGGGUUAGCGCCGCAAGUUUCUCCGUGGGCCAUGUCCCCGUGUGUAUUCUUAGCGGCUAUCGACAUGGUCUUGCGCUGCGGUGUGUGGCGGCGUACGAUGCGCCGGUUCCACUCCGCCUCCGCUGACGCCCUGCUCGGGGUGUGUAUGUUGGUGGUGUGGUUUUGUCGAAUUGUGUGGCCUGUUUCCAACACGGGCACUUCGACCGGUCGCCAACUCGUACCACUUUUGAGCGUGGCCUUGGCUUCGAUGCGACUUGUGUUGAAGCCCCGCGCCAGACAGCUCACCAAGGCGUGUUCACGACAACGUCAGUGUACUAACACGGCGAUAAGACUUCGACCAACCUUUUCCGCGCCAACAGGAGACACUGGUACCAGCAGCGAACAGAAGCCACUCGUGUACUCGACAUGGAACGUCAUACGCAGUACGUUGUCGCACUGGGCCACCCAACGGACGGACCUUGCGUGGUGCAUUGUGGUCAUGUUCAUCAACGCCUCGAUCAAUCCCCUCCAAGCGUACUGCCUCCAGCAUCUCUUGGACCAAGCGUUUCUCGCUGCCACUUCGUCAGCGAAUCCCCAGGUGGCGCUACAUCAUGGCAUGACAGGACUAAUCGUGCUCUGUGUGCCGUUUGGAUUGAGCACGGUCGGCAUUGGGGUGUUCCAGUCGCGAAUGCUGGCCCGUGCCACCGCGCGACUCCACUCCCAGCUGCUCCACGUGGUACUCGCCCAGCCGGCCACGUAUUUCGUCCACGAUGCGAAAGAAGGCGACGUCACGAACGUCUUUGCGAGUGACGUGGCGCGCGUGAAUGCGUUGUGGCAAGGCGUGUUUUGGAACCUCCUGCAUCCGGCGAUUGUCGCUGCUGGGGGGUUUGGCUACCUCUUGGUCUGCGACUUCAACACGGGGUGGCUCGCAUUCUGGGUGGCGAUCGUAUUGGUAUCCAGUGGACCCCAAGGUCGCGCUGCCGCCCACUCGACAACAUUUGGCGCGGCCAACGCCGCCCUCACCGCCUCGUUCCAGGACACGCUCAGCAGUCACGCGACGGUUGUCGUGUACGACAUGCAACCGUCGAUCCAAGCCAAGUUUGACGUCAAUGUGCAAGCGCUGUCGUCCAUCCAAUUCGCCAAAGACCUGUGGGCGACGCUCGUGCAAAUCUACAUUGAAGGAGCCAUGUACACGUUUGUGGCGGUAGUGACGGCUGGCUUGGCGACGAGGGUCGUGGUGGGCCACACGCUGACGGCGGGCGAGUUUGUCUCGUAUGUGGCGUUGCUGGGUCGCAUCUCGUCCCCCAUCACAGUGCUGGGCGGGUUUAUGCGAGUGGCGAUUGGCAACUCUAGUAGCUUGCAGCGCGUCGACGCGCUGCUAGCACUCUCUAGUGACGGCCACGUCAUCACAACGGACGACAUGUCGUUCAAGUCCAUGACCACAGCUACAUCGACCGACUCGAUUUCGGCUGCACACCCGCUGCAAACGGCCCUCACCGCCUCGCACCUUAUUGUCCAAGUCAACCGCACCGUGGUGGUGGCCGACGUUUCGUUUGCUUGUCCACGUGGCACGCUCACGUGCAUCGUUGGUCCGAGCGGCAGCGGCAAGACGUCGGUAUUGCGCUGCCUCAUGCAAACGGGUCCGUCCCAUGCCAGCGGGCACAUUUGGUGGGACGAGUCGCCCCUGACCUUAGCCCACCAAGCGCACGUGGGCGUGGUAUUUCAGCACCCCCGGUUUCUCCACGGAACGAUCCGAGAGAACCUGCGCUACGGCCACCCCCGCGCCUCGGAUGUCGACUGCCACGACGCCGCCGCGAUGGCACACUGCCUGCCGUUUGUGAAUGAACUGCCCAAGGGAUUGGACACGGACAUGGAGAGCGUCCAGUGGAGCGGCGGCCAACUGCAGCGAUUGAGUCUGGCGCGGGCGUUGGUGCGGCGUCCGAGUGUGCUGUUGCUGGACGAAGCCACGAGUGCACUGGACCAGGAAUCGGAACUGGCCGUGGUGGCCACGCUGACGUGGCUAGCCAAGACGCAAGGGACGGUGGUCGUCGCCGUCACACAUCGAUUGGCCACGACCAAAGUGGCCGAUCAAAUUAUCGUGCUACAAGCAGGACGCAUGGUGGAAGUGGGCCGGCAUGCCGACUUGAUGGAACGCCGCGGCAUCUUUUACGACUUGGCCCACGAGAAUGAUGCAAGUAGUCGCAGUAAGAAUGGACACGAGAAGGGCGAUGUGGCCCUGCUCGACGAAGAAGGCGAUGCUGCGGAUGUAGAACUAGGAGACGAAGCGUAUAUGGUGUUGUAA